AUGCCACAUUCUACCGUCGUGUCGUCCCCAGGAAAGGUCCUAAUCGCGGGCGGAUAUCUCGUCCUCGAUCCUGCCUACUCUGGCAUUGUUGUCUCGGCUUCGUCCCGGUUCUACACCGUCAUAACGGACGGGCUGCCCAACCAGAUCCGUGUUCGAUCCCCCCAGUUCGAAGCCGCGACCUGGACAUACAAUGUCUCCUGGACUCCUUCUGUCCAGGUCGAACAAGCUGCACAACAGUCGAGCACCAAUAAAUUUGUCCAUCUUGCUCUAAAAAAGACACUCGCCCUUGUCUCUGAAAUCAAGGGGUUGCCUUCCCUGCAGGACUCCUUGGCCAGGGGCCUUGAUAUCGCCAUUGCUGGCGACAAUGAUUUCUACUCCCAGAGAGCCAAGUUGGCGUCACUAGACCUUCCACGAACAAUCACCUCCCUAGAACUUAUAGAACCAUUCGCUGCUACCGGCGUAUCAUUAUCCAAUGUCCACAAGACGGGCAUGGGCUCCUCCGCGGCACUCAUCACAUCCCUGGUCUCUGCUCUACUACUUCAUCUCGGUGCCAUACCUGCAUCAUCAUUCUCAGACGUCAACAGCGACGGCAGACGGCUGGCCCACAAUCUCGCACAAUACGUACACUGUCUAGCACAGGGCAAGGUCGGCAGUGGGUUCGACGUGUCGUCCGCCGUGUUUGGCAGUCACAUCUACACUCGUUUCGCGCCGGGGGUUCUGAAUGACUUGAUGAGCGACGACUCGACAUCGGCCCACCCCCUCCUGCCUGUCCUGUCGCCUUUCAACGAGGCCUGGAAUUAUCGAGUACAGCCAUUCCAACUCCCUCCGUUGACCCGAAUCAUGCUGGCCGACGUCGACGCUGGCAGUGAUACACCCUCAUUGGUGGGUAAGGUCCUUAGAUGGAGAAACGAAGACUCCGAACGAGCCGGCGCGCUGUGGACCGCACUGGAUCAGCUAAACCAAUCCCUCGCACAGACGCUCAUCCAAAUCUCAAACCUGUACACGGCCGAUCCACAAAGCUACGAGAGUGCCGUCAAAUAUAUCUCAUCAUUAAAUCACUUUCAGUGGCUCGCAAAUCCAGAUGCCCCACCAGAGGAAAUGCCGGUUAUUUCCACAUUCUAUGCAGCCCACAUAAUAUCUGAGUCAAUUCGAGAAAAGAUGCGAGAAAUGGGAGCGUUAGCUGAUGUUCCAAUCGAACCGGAAGAACAGACCCGGCUGCUAGACGCGUGUAUAUCCCAAGCCGGCGUGAUUGGCGGAGGAGUCCCUGGAGCCGGUGGCUAUGAUGCUGUGUGGCUACUUGUCCUCGAUCCAGUCGACCCAUCGCCCGAUCAACCGCCUCGAGUACGUGUGGAGCAUGUUUGGGAAACGUACAGCUCCGUUUCGCCGCUAUCUGCCGUCGAAAGCUUGGCCAAGGGUACCAGAGUCGAGGUGCUCGAACACAUCAAAGGCCUCAAAGAAGCCGUCUCCCAAAAGUCGUAGGCGUAGUGAUGAUACUGCACGGAAUUUUAUAAUUUACAUAAUGGUUGUCCGUAUAAUGUCCAGGUCUAGAUACGCAGCACUUCAUCCAUGCGUUCCGUUUUAUGAUGGCGCGCGGUUUACAUGCAGAUUUUCGCGUUGCCUUCCGGAGUCCAGGUCUUGCCCAGCGCUUGAAACAAAGAGAUAGCCAUCACCGUUACUCCGAAUGCCACGCAACAAACAGCAGGCAGCUUUCUUCGGCUAUGCCACGGUGAUUCGGGGCUUAUGAGUUUGAGGUAACAGGCGGCAGGGAAAAUGAAUGCCAGCGCUGUAGCUGAUACGCCGCCGGUAAUCUCAAGCAUCACCCCAAGGUCACAAGUAACCAGUGCAACUAUAAAUUCGUUUAGUCAUAACGGCUUUGACGGCAAGUAGUGUUUACCUAGCAUCGGCAUAAAUAAAAUGCUUGUAGUGAAGAAUAUAUGCCGUUGUUGAUUGAAAGGCUCAUGAGAAAAGAAAUAUUGC
Desarmillaria tabescens is the source of this 1977-nucleotide messenger RNA. Its product is annotated as phosphomevalonate kinase. Gene Ontology annotation, molecular function: phosphomevalonate kinase activity; ATP binding. The record is from RefSeq and is a predicted model, not a curated record. Gene Ontology annotation, cellular component: peroxisome. Gene Ontology annotation, biological process: isopentenyl diphosphate biosynthetic process, mevalonate pathway; ergosterol biosynthetic process. Bases 1 to 1479 code for a protein of 492 amino acids. Lineage: Eukaryota; Fungi; Basidiomycota; Agaricomycetes; Agaricales; Physalacriaceae. The transcript has 8 exons.